AUGAACAGCUGAUGGGGCGGGGCCCACGGCCUGAUGCUUGAUGUAUAUAAAGAGGUGCCGGAGCUGAAGAGUUUGUGCUACGCUGUGGCUGAUGUUCAUACUCCCAGGAUGAAUAUCCUCAAGACUCUGUUUCUCCUGGCCGCAGGCCUCUCUGUGGCCGUGUCUUCGCAAGACAAGGCACUCAACCAGUUCAGGAAAAUGAUCCUCUGCGUGAUGCCCGAUAGCUCGCCUAUUUUCGACUACGCCGACUACGGCUGCUACUGUGGGAAGGGAGGCUCUGGCACGCCUGUGGAUGAACUGGAUAGGUGCUGCUAUGUCCACGACCAUUGUUACAGUGAUGCCAUGCAGCACGACGAGUGCUGGCCCAUCUUCGACAACCCGUACACCGAGUUCUAUGACUACAGCUGCGAUGAGAAAAAGAAGAAGGUCACCUGCGGCAGCAAAAACAACGCAUGUGAGAUGUUCAUCUGUGAGUGUGACAGGAAGGCCGCCGAGUGUUUUGCCAGAUCACAUUGGAACCCCGACCACGAGCACCUGCCCAGCGACCAAUGUCAGUAAAGACCUCUGCGAACAACUCUAUCAUGUGCAGAAUACGUGACAAAGGCAUGUUUUAGUUCUCAAACGUGGCACAUUUUUUUGUCAUUUUAUUGAGGAUCAUUGCCUUUUUAGAAAUAUCCAAAAAAGACCUUGUGCUGUACAGUCCCAUUCAAAGUAUCAUUAACCCGUCUAUGAUUCCCUCCAUGUGCCAAACCUCUCUUGUUGGCUGUGGAACUGUUUACGUAUCCUGGCAAUAAACACAUUUAGAUCUG
Scophthalmus maximus (turbot) is the source of this 809-nucleotide messenger RNA. RefSeq names its product phospholipase A2, minor isoenzyme. The transcript is spliced from 4 exons. Gene Ontology annotation, molecular function: phospholipid binding; calcium ion binding. The record is from RefSeq and is a predicted model, not a curated record. Bases 34 to 558 code for a protein of 174 amino acids. Lineage: Eukaryota; Metazoa; Chordata; Actinopteri; Pleuronectiformes; Scophthalmidae. Gene Ontology annotation, biological process: phospholipid metabolic process; arachidonate secretion; lipid catabolic process.